UGGGACAGACAGGAGCUAAUAUAAACGUGCUGCCCUUCACUCGGGGCUAUCAGGGGCUACGAAAACAGCGCUACCUCUCCACUGACCUCCUGAGCUUCAGAGAGAGGACGCGCGGAGCUCCGGCCCAUGCUGAGCUCUCAUGGCCGCGCUGGAGAGCUGCCGCUGCCGGGGAGCCAGCGGUCGGAACAACAACAGCAUCCUCUACAGCAUUUUAAAGAGUGACAGUCUGGCCACCGCCGAGGAGCGACAGCAUCAACACCAACCCCAACACACAUUGCAACACUUGCUCCAGAAGAGCUCCUCGACCGCCGGCCCUGCCUCUCUGCAGGAGCUCCGGCAGCAGGCGUGCUCCUGCGGAUCCACCCGGCGCAGGGGUGUCCUCCGCGCCCCGCAGGUCACCUGCAAAGCCGCCUCGGCGGUUCUGGUGAAGACGCUGCGGUUCGUGAAAAACGUCCCCUGCUUUCGUGAACUGCCGGAGGACGACCAGCUGAUGCUGAUCCGGAGCGGCUGGGCUCCUCUGCUGGUGCUAGGGCUGGCUCAGGACCGGGUGGACUUUGAGACCUCGGAGACGGUGGAGCCCAGCAUGCUGCAGCGGAUCCUCACCGGGUUGCCCGACCGGCAGAGCGAGCUGCUGGCCGGACAGAGCAGGGGGGCGGCCGGGGUCUCUGUGGUGGAUAUCGAAGCCAUCAAAGCCUUCCUGAAGAAGUGCUGGAGUGUAGACAUCAGUACCAAGGAGUACGCGUAUCUGAAAGGAGCUGUGCUGUUCAACCCAGAUGUGGAGGGUCUGCGCUGCCUGCACUACAUCCAGUCUCUGCGUCGCGAGGCGCACCAGGCUUUGAACGAGCACGUGAGGCUGAUCCACCGCGAGGACACGACGCGGUUUGCCAAACUGCUCAUAGCUCUGUCCAUGCUGAGGGCCAUCAGCCCGGCGGUGGUGGCGCAACUCUUCUUCAGACCCGUCAUUGGCACCGUCAGCAUCGAGGAGGUGCUGAUGGAGAUGUUCUACGGGAAGUAGGUGGAGUGAGUUCAUCAGAGUCUGCUGUCAGAUGGACUGAAUGUCUCCAAAGCUCUUUCUAUAGGAGCUGAAGGAAGCUGAUGAAAAGGAUAAGAGAAUUUACUGAACUAUGUAUGUAGGAGAUCUUCAAGGACUGUGAAAUGGCCAACGGGCAAGAGAGAGAGAGUGAGAGUGAGAGUGAGAGUGUGUGUGUGUGCGCGCGUGAAUGAGAGAAAGAAAGAGUGUGUUAAAAAAUAUGUGGUAAAGAGGAAAAAUACUAAGCAGC
Molecule: messenger RNA, 1280 nt
Organism: Notothenia coriiceps (black rockcod)
Lineage: Eukaryota; Metazoa; Chordata; Actinopteri; Perciformes; Nototheniidae
Gene: nr0b1
Product: nuclear receptor subfamily 0, group B, member 1
Exons: 2
Coding region: 140-1015 (291 amino acids)
Biological process (GO): negative regulation of transcription by RNA polymerase II
Cellular component (GO): cytoplasm; nucleus
Molecular function (GO): transcription corepressor activity; transcription factor binding
Source: RefSeq, a predicted model, not a curated record